This is a messenger RNA of Naegleria lovaniensis, 618 nucleotides long. RefSeq lists its product as uncharacterized. The record is from RefSeq and is a predicted model, not a curated record. The coding region runs from base 1 to 618 and encodes 205 amino acids. NCBI's taxonomy places the organism in Eukaryota, Heterolobosea, Eutetramitea, Acrasida, Naegleriidae. The transcript has a single exon.
AUGUGUUUGCUUGACGAUGACGAGCUAUUUUCUGAAUUUAAAGAGAAAGUAUUUUUCCUCUGUAUUCCCUUUGUGCUGUCAGCAAAAAUUGUUCAUUUCUGUUCCACCUUUAACAUUAGACCAAUUAGCAAGGCCGUGAAACUUGAACUUGUUUCUUUUGAAAAAGACACGACCAUAUCCUCUCUAGUAAUUGAAAGAAUUCAGUUAGUGUUGAAGUAUCUAAAAAUGUAUUGCAACUACAGAGGAUUCGGUUAUGCCAAUGUUGAGUUCAAUAUCAUUACUACAAGAUCUUUGGUCACAAAAGUUACGCUUAGUCAUCCUUCCAACGCAAUGGCUUCAAAAGUCGCUGAACGAAAUGAUUGUGAAUUUCAUGCAGAUAUCAGCAGUAAUCAAAUUUAUGUGAAUUCCAAUAUCGAACAGUUGCCGAAGGUCAUGCGCUCACAUGACUUUGCUUCUUCAAUUUUGCAACUGAUCAAAGUAACUCCUGAAAAUUUACACGAGCUUAAAUUAAUGCUGGAUUGUCUGGCCAAUCUCAACAACGAGGAAGAAAUGUUUCAGUAUUUUAGCUCUAAAAGAUUCAUCACAAACUAUGACCGAAUUUCUUCCAAAUCAAAAUAA